Molecule: messenger RNA, 1125 nt
Organism: Condylostylus longicornis
Lineage: Eukaryota; Metazoa; Arthropoda; Insecta; Diptera; Dolichopodidae
Exons: 1
Coding region: 86-751 (221 amino acids)
Molecular function (GO): N-acetyltransferase activity
Source: RefSeq, a predicted model, not a curated record
UAAUACGGUCACAUAAUAUUUUUAAUAUUAUAGUUUUUUUGUUAAAAUAUUUCGCAUUUUAAUAAAAUAUAAUUAAAAUAAAAUAAUGUCAAAUCGAAAUUUUUUAAUACGUUCAGCAACACGUUUCGAUUACGGUCUAAUACGUUAUGGUUUAAAAAAUUAUUUUUGGACAUCGGAACCAUUAUCAACUGGUUGGAAAGAUCAAAAAGUACCAUCACUAUUAGAAUUUCGAUGGACAAUGACAAAUGUUAUGAAUGGUUUAAAUACAAUAUCAUUUGAUCCAAAUCAUUAUUAUAAUUUUAUUGGUUUUACUGUUAAUAAUAGAUGGAGUCGUAAAGAUACAAUGGAAACAUUAAAAUUAGCAAAAGAAUCAAAUGAUCAACGUUUAUUUGCAAUUAUAGGAUUACAAAAAUUAGCAGAAGAUGAAACUGAUUUAUAUAAUAAAUAUAAUGUUAAUGAAAUUUUCUCAUUGGGUAAUAUUGGUGUUCAUCCUGAAUAUUUUGGUAAAUCAUUGGGCUAUCAAAUGGUUUUAUAUUCAUUGAAUCGUGCAAAACGUAUUGGUUUUGAAUUAGCUAUGGUAAAUGCAACAAAUGAUUAUGGUAAAAGAAUAUGUGAAAAAGCUGAAAUGGAAGAAAUUGCUAAAAUACAAUAUUCAAGUAUUAUUGAUGAAGAUAGUGAAGAUAAAAAGAAAAUAUUUAAUUCUAGUUUAGAUGAUAAAAAAGUUUCUGUAUUUAUAAAAAAAUUUAAAUAAAUUUAUGGAAUAUAUAGGGUAAUGAGAAGUGUUAUAAUAAAUAGUUUUUUUUGUUUAAAUCAAAUGAAUAUUGUGAAGGAUUUUUUGUCCAAUUCUACGCAGAUUUCCAUGAAUUAAUGCAAAGUGCUUGUAUAAAUUAAAUCAAGUGUAAUUUAAUUCUGAGAUUGGUCUAUGAAAACAUUAUUCACUUUAUUUAUUUUUUCACAAUCCCUAUAAUGUCGACUCAUCUUGUCAAAUGUAUUUUUUAUAUUAUUCUUAAAAGAUUCCUCAAUUCAAUUUAUAAUAAAAAUAAUUCUCAAAUGUAAACUAAAUUAUAUAUGUAUGUGUAUAUAUAUUUGUAUAUAAAUUAAAAUAAAAUAUAAAAAUUAAAAUUA